Molecule: messenger RNA, 1383 nt
Organism: Didymodactylos carnosus
Lineage: Eukaryota; Metazoa; Rotifera; Eurotatoria; Philodinida; Philodinidae
Source: the annotation of a GenBank genome assembly
CGCUACUUAUACGUUGAGUGUUCGAAAUUUAACACUGCAAAACAAUAAUAAAUCGAUGCCAUGUUAAUUUUCGAAAGUAUUUUCUUUUUCUUAUCUUAUUUUCUUUUAUGUGAAUAAUUUACAUACAAAGCUGCCUUUCCUGCAAAACAUACGCACUAUAAGACAACAUGUUAGUCAAAUGUGUAUUACAAGACAUAAGACAAAUGUUAAAAUACAUUUUUUUAGGCUAAUUAAAAAUUUUCUAUGGCUUUUCACAGGCAGGAUUUUGACAAACUCCAAAUAUACCGGCAGAAAGUUUUUGACCCAUACAUCAUUCGAUUCAGUCUUUCACGCUGAUUCCAAAUACGUAAAUAUUGUUCGUAAAUUUUGUUCGCAUCCACCAUAGAUGCGCGGCCUCGCGAGGAACAUUUUGGUAUAAAAAUAUGUUAGUUCAGAUCUGCGCUAAGCUGCACGUUCUCAAAAUACCGGAGAAAGCCUUUACAGCCUAGACCGUUUUCGAAAGAAUCCAUUCCAAUUUGGAAUGGAUUCUUUCGAAAACGGUCUAGGCGAGAUGGGCAGCUGCGACCCCUUCCGGCUCCGGUUCCGGUUCCGGUCCAGCUCCACCUCCUCUUUUGCAUACUUGGCUCCGGCUCCACUCCGGCUCUGCCUUCAAUUUUGAAUAUCCGGCUUCGACUCCUCCCUAAUGUUUUUAAACCCAGCUCCGGCUCCGACGUCCGCUCCAACUUCAAAAGAGUAUCUUUUUCCUUGGUUUUUCUUUUAAUGAGUUUUCUAGGUUUUCAACUAACAACAAAUAUGGAAAAAAUAGAAAUGAAAAGAAAUGAAUAACAAAUGAAAGCUAUCUAAUGUAGAAGAACAGAAUUCCACUUGAGAAAUGUUAGUUUCGCUAACAUUUCUUUUGUGAGACGUCCUCUGUGUGGUCGAAUCACGAAACCACUAGUAGAAAACACACGCUCGACAGGCGCUGAUAUUGCAGGUACGCAUAAAAGCCGACGAGCUAACAAACUAAGAUAUGGAUAGGUUUUUGCUUGGAAAAAGUCAAGAGAAAACAAUACGAAAAUACUUGACAGAAAGAAAUUAUCAUCUGAUCGACGAUCGAGAGUUAGCCACUUGUAACAAAAGAAAGAUGUAGAUACUACCGAUACAUAUAUAUGUAAACAAAGAAAUAGAGCGAAUAUAUGUGGAAAAUGUCAGCAUUGUCAGCUCACCCACAUUGUUAACAGAACGAGAAAAAUUCCGAGCCGGCAAACAGUUCUCGGCUCCGACUCCGGCUCCGAUUACAAUAAUUCACGCCCGGCUCCGGCUCUAAUCGCAGUAUUUGACGGCCUGGCUCCGGCUUCAACUCCGGCUUCAGGUCCAAUGUUUCCCGUCCGGCUCCGUUUAUAA